Molecule: messenger RNA, 3142 nt
Organism: Colossoma macropomum (tambaqui)
Lineage: Eukaryota; Metazoa; Chordata; Actinopteri; Characiformes; Serrasalmidae
Gene: whrna
Product: whirlin a
Exons: 13
Coding region: 1-2802 (933 amino acids)
Biological process (GO): auditory receptor cell stereocilium organization; sensory perception of sound
Cellular component (GO): photoreceptor inner segment; cilium; plasma membrane
Molecular function (GO): protein binding
Source: RefSeq, a predicted model, not a curated record
AUGAGUGCGGAUCUGGAGCUCGAGCUGGAGCGCGUGUCGCUCGGCUCCUCGUCGGCCGCGUCGUCGUCCGGCGGCGCGCGCUCCCUCUCGGCGAACGUUCGGCGCCUGCACCGCGCGCUCAACGUCCUGCUGAGCGACGCCGAGCGCGAGCAGUUCGUGCACUGCCUGAACGCGUACCACGCGCGGCGCAACGUCUACGAUCUCGUGCAGACGCUGCGCGUGAUCCUGAACGUGCCGAGCAAGCGGCAGCUGCUGCCCAUGCUGCGCCUGGUCAUCCCGCGGUCAGACCAGCUGCUCUUCGACCAGUACACGAGCGAGGGGCUCUACAUCAAGGCCGACUCGCUCGCGAGCAACGGGGACCCGGAGACACUGGCGCGAGCGCCAAUCGAGGAUGACGCGAGGAGCAGCAGUAGUACCACCACCACCACCGGCGGCGGGGGGAGCACGGCGGCACUCGUGCCACUGCUGGGCCCCCAUUUCGUGCCGGACACUCCUGGCGAGGUCCGGCGCGUGACCCUGAAACGCCACAAGAGCCAGGAGGGCUUGGGCUUCAGCAUCCGCGGGGGCUCCGAGCAUGGGGUGGGCAUCUACGUGUCCCUGGUAGAGCCCGGCUCGCUGGCCGAGAAGGAGGGGCUGAGGGUGGGGGACCAGAUCCUGAAGGUCAACGAGAAGGUGUUCGACGCGGUCACGCACGCGGAAGCGGUUAAGGUGCUGAAGGGCAACAAGAAGCUGUCCAUGUCUGUGCGCUCUGUUGGGCGCAUACCGGGCGGAUAUGUCACAAAUCACGUCUACACCUGGGUGGACCCCCAGGGCCGCAGCGUGUCUCCUCCUCCAGACCUGAUGGAGCACCGUAGUGCCACUCUGCGACGGAGCGACAGCCAGCGCCGCAGCCACAUGCAGCUGCUGCAGGAGGGUGACGAGAAGAAGGUGAAUCUGGUUCUGGAUGAUGGACGUUCUCUGGGUUUGAUGAUCCGGGGCGGGGCUGAGUAUGCCCUGGGGAUUUACAUUACUGGAGUGGACCGAGGCUCUGCAGCCGAGUCUGGAGGACUGAAGGUGGGUGAUCAGAUCCUGGAGGUGAAUGGGCGGAACUUCCUGAGCAUUCCUCACGACGAGGCCGUGCGCGUGCUCAAGUCCUCCCGACACCUGAUGAUGACCGUGAAGGACGUGGGCCGGUUGCCGCACGCUCGCACUGUGGUGGGAGAGACCAAGUGGAUCGCCAGCUCCCAGAUCACUGAGAGCUCGUCCAGCAGCAGCGUGGCAGGACUCUCUCUGGAUCACGGGGCUUCAGCCUCAGGAAAGGCGGGUUUUUAUAAAGGAGUAGCAGGUUCUCAGGUGACUCUCUCCAGUCUGGUGAACCAGAGCAGGGCCAUGCUGGAGGAACAGGCCAGACACCUGCUCACUGAGCCUGAGAGACAGACAAUGAGCUACUACAUCCAGGAGUAUCGUGAUGGACACAUUGGAGUUGAACAGCUGGUCAUGGCUCUGUUUGAGCUGCUAAAUACACACGCCAAGUUCUCAUUGCUGUCAGAGGUGCGGGGGCUGGUGAGUCCACAGGAUUUGGAGCGGUUUGAUGCACUGGUGCUGAGGAGGGAGAUUGAGGCGCUGAAGGCUCGGCAGGGAGCAGCAGGAGCGGCAGCACUUCACCCAGACUCCUUCUCCAUGGUCUCCUACCCUGACACACUGGCCUCCUCAGCCAGCUACAUGACCAACACUACGCUCAGCUCUGCACGGGAGAGACUGCUGUGGUUGAUUGAUAUGAUGGAGAAUGACAGUGUGGUGGAGAGUAAUGGGGAGGAUGUUCAGGACGGUGGGAACGCCUUGCCGGACGUCUCUCUGGAUGAUAUGGGGUCAACAUCAGACUCCCCUCCCUCUUUCAAACCCCCUCCUCCCCCUGCCGUUCAGCGCCGCCCCAGCCGCAAGUCCGGUCCCAGCAAACGCCCCUCUUCCGGGUCCUCCCAGUCCGGCCUGUACUUUACCGCUCCCUCUCACACACCCACCAAAGACACCAAACACUCCAAACACCCCACCUCGCCCCCCGAUGCCCCAAAGAAGGAGGUCCCUGUGGCCCAGCUUUCUAUGGUCAGUCAGCACUCUAUUGGCCCUUUCCCCCGAGUUCAGUCCCCCAACAGGACCAAAUCUGCAGCUGUGCCCCCAAAUCCCCCUCCAGCCCCAGCAGUCCCAGCUCCCUCUGGCCCCCCUCCACUCUCUAGCCCUGAAAAACCCACCCCCUCCUCUCCAGCCUCCAACCAGCACUUUGUCAUGGUGGAGGUGCACAGGCCCAAUGCAGAGCCUGACGUGAACGAAGUCCGCCCGCUGCCCCAGGCCAGAGGAGCCGCUCUGUCCCAGUUGUCUGACAGCGGACAGACGCUGAGCGAGGACAGCGGAGUGGACAUUGCAGAGUCUGGACGCCUCAGCAAGGAGAGCAGCCCUCGUCCUGCCCGAACACGACCUCCGAGAGAGAGUGCAGGGGGAGGGGAGGGGAGCGCUGUGAAACCGCCCGGUCUUCUGGAGCCCACGUCCACUCUGGUGAGGGUGCCGAAGAGUUCCAGCACACUGGGUAUCGCCAUAGAGGGAGGGGCCAAUACACGGCAACCCUUGCCACGCAUCGUCACCAUCCAGAGAGGUGGCUCAGCCCAUAACUGUGGUCAGCUGAAGGUGGGGCAGGUGAUUCUGGAGGUGAACGGGAUCUCUCUGAGGGGACGCGAGCAUCGCGAGGCCGCUCGCCUCAUCGCAGAGGCCUUCAAGACCAAAGAGAAGGACCACAUCGACUUCCUCAUCACAGAGUUUAACGUGGCAUUAUAGGACCGAGCAAGAGCUACAGAGGAGACGGGUUUUUUUUGGGAGAAACCAGAGGACAACAGAGGCUUCAUUGGCAUGAUGCCAAGACCGGUCCCCAGCCUACUGCUCCUCUGUUAUCAAGAAAUGCCCAAAAGCAGCUCUCAGUGUAGAAACUGCAUUAAAAACAUACAGAGUUUCUAGUCCUACCCCUGCGGUCACUCCAGUAGUGCUACAGACUGCUCAUCCCUCUCCAGAACAGUGUCAUAAACAGGACUUUGGCCUAUCCAGUGUUUUGAUUUUCAGUUCUGUCCGUGUCGCAACAUCUGGUCCAGUCAGUCCUCAUGUGGGAGUCUUACUGUUACAU